GUUUGUCCCCAUCGUCGCCGCCGCCCGGUCUCGAUCCACCUCGGGAUCCCCUUCUCCUUGUUUUCCUCCACCCACCAACAGGAGCCCGAGCUCCGUCUCCCCAGCCCCGAGCACUCGAUCAACCUCGUCGGUGCCUCCUCCUCCAAAUCCGAUCGGGAGAGGAGCUCCCGAUCUGAAGCUUCCUUGCGCCCGCGGUCCAGCGCGCCCGUGCACAAGGCCUCGCCUCUUCCUCCUCUGCCCGACGCCUACCGUCCCUGCCAUGGAUUUGGAGCUUGCCUCCUCGCGCCCAUCCUCGCCUGAUUCUGCAGCAACCUCGCCGGAGACCAGCGCCGCUCCACCUCUUCCCCAACGCCGGAUCUCCUCCCCCGCACCUCGUUCUCCCCUUCCUCUCUCUGCCUUCUUUCUCUUCCCUAUUCUCAAACUCUCUCCCUGUCCUGUUUUGAACAGGGAAACAAAGGAGGCGCCAUGGCCUGAGCUCGGCCUCGAGGUCCCGUCGCCGUCUUCUGCAGCUGCUGCUCGGCUGCCUUGCCCUCUGGUAGCCGGCACCCCUCGCCGAAGCAGGAGCAUCCCGCCGCGCCAUGAAGCUCGAUGCCCGCCGCCGGUCAUGUUCCUCGCCAGGAACCGCGACCUCCGUCUCCGCCCGUUUCCCUGUCGGCUGCCGGGGAACUCAGCACUGCUGCCUCCCCUGCGCUGCUUCUCGUGCCCGAGCUCAUCAAGUCCGGCCGUCGGAGAUCCCUCGCAUCAAGCUGCUGCCGCUUCGAUCUCGCGCCACUGCGCCUUCGCCAAGCCCCGCCAUCGCGCCCUGCUUCCUCUGCUUUGAGCAGACGAACAAGAUGCAGGCUCGUCCCCACCGAGCGCCCCUCUCGUUGACUAAGUCGUGCGAGAGGGCUGGAUUGCCUACGCACGUGGGCCGGCCGCGCUGCUUCCCUGCCGGCCCAGCCGCUUCCUCACCGACCUGGGCUUGGCCCAUGGUGAGAGCCCAGCCCAGCACCCAGCUAUUCGCCCGUAAUGUUUUUUUUCCUGGCCAGCGAUUUUAGCAUUUAUCCUGAGAUAACAGAUUUACAGAAAAACCCUCAACAUUCAUGCAAUUAAUAACUCAUGAACCGUGCAUCAUAUUAAAAAGUUUUAUACAUGUAAAAUGCUUAGAAUUCUUUCUAGUUU
Molecule: messenger RNA, 1161 nt
Organism: Triticum urartu
Lineage: Eukaryota; Viridiplantae; Streptophyta; Magnoliopsida; Poales; Poaceae
Source: RefSeq, a predicted model, not a curated record